CGGCUCCUCCUUUGACAUUUAAGCUAAGAAAAGUGCUAGGUGGUGAUUGUUUCACUGACAGGCAUCGGGAAGUGUUUUUGCCUACGUCUCGGGAAAUUCCCUGACUGUAACGAGUAAGCGCGCAGAGAGGAAGAUCCUAGCUGCCGGACACAGACAAGCAGCGCUCAGACGCGGAACAGGGAAGACGGAGGCUGCCGCCUGAACCAGAAGCAGCUCCGCAGACGCCAGCCUCAGCGGGAAAAGGUCCCACCAUGGCCGGUGGUCAUGAGCCAUAUAUUGAAAUACAUGAGCAACCUAGACAGAGAGGGAUGCGUUUUCGAUACAAAUGUGAAGGAAGAUCAGCAGGCAGUAUUCCAGGUGAACAUAGUACUGAUAUCAACAGGACGUUCCCAUCUAUACAGAUCCUGAACUACUUUGGGAAAGUAAAAAUCAGAAUAACAUUGGUAACUAAGAAUGAACCCUAUAGGCCGCAUCCUCACCAGUUGGUUGGAAAGGAUUGUGAAAAUGGUUACUAUGAAGCUGAAUUUGGGCCAGAGCGUAGAGUUUUGAGUUUUCAGAACCUGGGUAUUCAGUGUGUGAAAAAGAGAGAACUCAAGGAAUCCAUUAUUUCACGAAUUGUUAAGAAGAUCAAUCCAUUCAAUGUUUCUGAAGAACAGCUGUUGACAGUUGAAGAAUAUGACCUCAAUGUGGUGAGACUCUGUUUCCAAGCAUUCAUCUCUGAUGAGCAUGGCAACUGCACACAACCUAUAUCCCCAAUCAUCUCCAACCCCAUUUAUGAUAACCGUGCACCCAAUUCAGCUGAAUUGAGAAUCUGCCGUGUGAACAAGAACUGUGGAACAGCGAAAGGAGGAGAUGAAAUUUUCCUCUUGUGUGACAAAGUUCAGAAAGAUGAUAUAGAAGUGAGAUUUUUCAUGAAUGACUGGGAAGCCAAGGGGAUUUUUUCACAAGCUGAUGUUCAUCGUCAAGUAGCAAUUGUCUUCAAGACGCCCCCAUUUUUCAAAGAUAUCCCAGAUCCUGUGACUGUGAAGAUGCAAUUGCGAAGGCCCUCAGAUCAGGAAGUCAGUGAUCCUAUGGACUUUAGAUAUUUACCAGAUGAAAAAGAUCCGUAUGGCCAUAAGGCAAAGAGGCAGAGGUCACCAAUGGCUUUACAAAAGCUCAUUCAAGAAUCUGGUCCCUAUGAAAGGUCUAAUGCUACUCUGUUCCAGACUGCUACCAGUGAAAGAAAAUUCAUUAAGAAAGAACCAGAUAUAUAUUGCUCACCGAUUGAAACAGCCAUCCCACUGCAGAAAACAUCUGCAAGCAUCCCUUCCAUGCAGCCAUAUUAUUCUCCUUCUUUAAACCACUUAAGUUCCAAUGGACAUCCUGGUCCACCUUUUCAAAUGACAGAGUCCGUUAAGCAGGAUGGGGUUCUGCCAUCUUGCUGGCAUUCCUCUGUUUCACCUCUAAGUGUUUUGCUGCAGCAUAGAAACUUGGGUGAUACAUUGCAAUCUACAAUGGAGAAUGGUAGCUCUCCACAAAUUGGACAGGAAAAGAGUCUGAACUGGGCCAGUCAGAAAGAGGGGAACAUUUAUCAAGGAUUCUUUGGAACAAUGAAUGAUCAUGAGUCAACAAUGUCAUCAUCAUCACCUUCGCCAUCAGUAUCUCAGCAAGAAAUGAGGAAUGUCUCCAGCACUGUUGAUAGCCAGUCUAUUCAUCCAGAAAAUGCUGCAGUGUCCAAUGGCAUUAGCAUGGAGAUGGAAGACUCCAGAUGCUCAGAUGUUAACUUGGAAAAGUCAUCUUUUGUUCAAGCUUUAAAUCCAAGCAACCACAGGAAGAAAGUCCAACCAUUGCUGCCUCCUGCCAUAUCAACAGUAACCACUUCUAGCUUAUCUUUGACCUCUAUGUCCAAUAUUUUUGAGACACCAACUUUUCAUUAUCUGGCUAGCCUUAAUGAAUCAGGAUUGGCCAACAAUCCAAACACCAUAAAUAUAUCAAAUUUUGAUACUUACAGCACCCAAGAUGAUGAGUUCCUAAAUUCCAUUGGAAGCAAUUUUGAUAGCAUACUUUAAACAUAAAGUUUAACUGAAGCUGAUUGUUGCUUAGACACAGUAUAUAGUAUACAGUGAUUUCUUGCAAUAUGUGAGUUAGUUCUUCACAUAUCUAUUGUAAGGAAAUGAUAGUAUGUAGUAUGUAAUGAGGCAAUACAAUAGUAAUUUUAAAUCUACUUAUUGAAGAGGUCUGAAAUAGCUUUUGAAUCUUGCUUUGUGUAACUUGUUUUUAUAUUUUUGUGCUAUGAAAGAAGAUCGAAAAGCUGUACUUAAUUUUUUUAUAAAUAAUGUUUUGGAAUUUCUUACUUUGCGUUAAAUGCAAUGUGAACCUCAACAUUUUGUAGCAUAGAGUCAUUUUGGAGUAGUCCAAAGCUACUUCAAAUAUUGCAUACAGGCAGUCCUUGACUUAAGGGUAGGCUCACUUUGAUUAAAACAUAUUAUUUGACCAUAAGUCCACCAGUCUGGCCUCGCCUUGGGUUCUUUUCUGAAAAAGAUUUCCUGGGGUGAUUCCCAAAGAGGUACCUUUGUAGCGAACCUUGUUUUAUAUUUGUGCCAAAUCCUUGGAUCUAGCAUGUCUAACAAAGGGAUUCUUGAAAUCAACAUUUUAACCUUGUCAUGUGAUAAGCAGGUGUGCCAUCCAUAUCCUAGUUCAUGGGCCUUUAAUUCAAAUAAUCUCUUCUUUUGGAAAGUCACCCACUUUUUCAUCCAAACCAAACAGCAGGCAUCAAAGUAAAGUUUCAUAUCUGGUAAACCCAAACUUCCUCUUUCUUGAAUAGUUUGCAGUAGUUUAAAUCUAAUUCUUGGUCUUUUUCCUUGCCAUAUAAAUUUAGAAAUGCCCUUUGGCCAUAGUUUAAAUGGAGUAUCAGUUGUCGGUAUCAGUAAAAUCUGAAAUAAAAAUUACAUCUCUGGUAAAAACUUCAUCUUAAUUACAGAGAUUCUACCCAACGUGGAUAACUGCAAACUAUCCCAUCUUAAUAGAUCUUUUUUGAUAUCAUUCCACACAGGUGCAAAAUUGCUUUGAAACAAUUUAGAUUUUUAAUGUAACCCCAAGAUAUUUAAUCUUUUUCUCCACCUUGAAACCUGAGUUUCUUGUCAAUAAUUCAUAAUCUUGAAAAGUCCAUUUUUAACAAGUGGUGUUUUCUGUUCAUUUCUUUUGAAACCCACUAAAGCUCCAAAGUCAUUUAAUUUCUUCAUCAAGAAUUAUAUACAAGUUUUUGAGUCUUGCAGAAAUAGCAAUAGGACUUAGACUUAUAUACCACUUUACAGUGCUUUGAUAGGAAGUUUCUCCUUAAUUCUCAGUUGCUUCUCUCCUUAAGUAGUUUCCAUCCAUUGUUUCUUGUUUUACCUUCUGGUGUUUUAGAAAAUAAGUUGGCCCCCUCUUCUUUGUGGAAGCCCCUCAAAUACUGGAAUACUGCUCUCAAGUCACCCCUAGUUCUUCUUUUCUCUGGACUGGCCAUACCCAAUUCCUGCACCAGUUCUUCAUAUGUUUUUGUCUCCAGGCCCUUAAUCAUUUUAGUUGCUCUUCUUUGCACUUUUCCCCAAGUCUCAAUUUAAAAAAUACUGACAUUUACUAAAUAAUUAACAAUUAUUUAGUAAAUAAUCAAUUUAGUAAAAACAAUCAAUAAUUAUUGAUUAUUUAUAAUCAUUAAUCAUUAUUAAUGAUUAUGAAUUAUCAAACAAUUACUGAAAAUUAAGUCUCCAUUAAUAAUGAUUCUUGCUUGCUAUGAAAUGAAAUCGCUUUAACACCUUUGUAUAAAUUUCAUCCUCGAAAUUAUGACACAUCUUCAAGGAAAAACUAAGGAGUCCAGUUGCCUUUUGAAAAAGCAUAUUUGGGAUAAGUCCUAGGAUCUUCAGUAUUAGUCUUGAGGACAAGAGCAAACAAAACACUGUUCUGAGCAACAAAAAAGUUGCCAAAUAGAGUAUUUAAUAUUGGAAUAGCAACACUGUAUGUGACAGAUCUGCUGCUGAAAGAGAUGUGCUACUUGGGAGGUUAAAGAAAGGACCAAAUAAUCUGCUUUAUGGAUCAAAGCACUUUUACCCUUCUGUACUGACAGGAAAAGUUUCUGUUUGCAACAAACAGCUUUUUGAUCCUUGCUUAAUGCAAAUUAUGUAAAUAUAAAACCUAUACACAUAAUGCCUUUCCAGUGCAGUACUGCAUUUAUCUUAUUGAGACCCACCCCCAGAUAUUACAAUAAUGCUGGGAAUAAUACAAUUUGUGACUACUUUUGACAUGAAAGAAUUGACAUGAGAUGAUUACAAAGACAACACUCAUGCAUACUAGAAAUUAGGGGAUUAAGUGUUUCGGGAAAGCACUGUCGUGAUCAAAAGAUAAGUAACUGAAACUUUUGAUUCAUGAUUUAUUUAGAAAGUAGCAAAUUCCUUUUAUCCGCAAGGAUUCGAAUUGAUAAUGUUAUUGAAGCUGCAAUAUUUACACUGCUCUCUUGUAUAAGCUGCCUUAGAGAAACUCCCACUGGAUUUAUUGAAGUUUUACAAAUAGAUAUGCAUGAAGUUUCAGUGUUAUCAUUUUCCCCAAAAUAAGACAUCCCCAGAUAAUAAGCCCAAUCCGGCUUUUGAGUUCAUGGCAAUAAGGCCAAGUGCUUAUUUCAGGGUUCAAAAAAAUAUAAGAUAGGAUCUUAUUUUUGGGGAAACACUGUCGUUUUAUGCAUAUACAACACAUUUAUAUAAGGUGUCCUUAAUUAAGUGAACCUCUCAUGUUUACUAAUUGACUAAGAUUCUUUUCAUUUUACAUGUUGCCAUGUGCAUACAGAGAGGAAAACAGAUUGUAAUUGUGACCAAAGGGCUCUAGGAAUAACUUGCAAUGGGACUUAACUCCAAGAAAAAAAAUUAAUGGGAUUGCAAGGCUGGUUAGCUGUUUCUCUUAUAUGAAACAUCUCUGAUAUGAAAUAUAGUUAAAUUCAUUUAUCCAGUGUUACCUUUCUAUGUUUUUUAGCUUCUUCACAUUGCCAACAUUGAUUUAAGCACUGAUGUUUUGACCACAGUUAUGUAUGUUUUGUUUGCAUUUAGGCAAAUCUGUAUUUCAGUAAUGGUAAUGACUAUGUCAUUGUGAAUAUUUUUUUAAAAAUACAGCCUUAAAAAGUAUUGAAAUAAUUUUUAGAAUUGAAAUUUUCAGAGUUCUCACAUUGAGGAAAAUACUUAUAACUAAUAUGGAGUGCUAUUUUUCUAUAUAUAUAUAGAAAAAUAUAUAUAUAUAUAGUAUAUAUAUAUAUAUAGUAUAUAUAUAUAGUAUAUAUAGUAUAUAUAUAUAUAUAUAUAUAUACUAGUGACCAAGCUUUUUCUCACUCCUUCCAAUUUUCUUUGUACUGUGAGAGAUUUUUUUUCUUUUCUGAAGUUAUAAAAUUAGAUGAAUUUGUAAUAUGUUUGCACUGAUCACAAUCUCAAGUUAUAAAAUAUCUUCUUUGUUUUAAUGGUAUUUCUAAAACAACGUUUCCAUCCUAUAGUGCUCUAGAUAUAGUCCCAUAGUCCCCACUUAGCUAUUCUGAUGGAGUUUAUAGUCCAGAACAUUACACAGCCAUCUGGUAUAGACAGAAGUUGCAAAAACAAGGAUGGAUUAUCAUUGAACAUUAUAUUCAGACGCAUGUACAAAAUAUAUAUGUGCUUUAUAAUUUAUAAAUGGCACCAAUGUGAUUUUUCCAUUGCUUUAAAAUACAUGUAAGCAUGAUUGGACCUGAGUUAUGAUUUUGUUCCUUUAUGAUAUAAAUCAUAGUUUUCUGAGGUAAAUUGAUUGUGUUUGGCAUACAAAUAGACAUAUUGAAGUAUAAGUAAUUGACAACAUACUGCCAGUUAAUGAAAACCAGUAUAUCUGAACUCAAAUAAUAUAGGAAUCACGUUGAUUGCCCAGUGUUGUCAAAUGCUCUACAGUGAUAACAAGGCAUUGAAACAGAUAUUGGAUCUCUGGGACAAGGACCAUUUGUUCCCUUACUCUAGUGCUAGGAAUAGGCCUUGAUCACAUAGGCAAUGCUGGGACUAAGCACAUGUGGGUCCAGCACAGCUGAGAAUGGGAGACAGUUGUUCUUGGAAUACAGUAAUUGUAUCUAAAACACUUUUCAAGCAGAGGUGGAUGGACAGCUUUGUAGUUUGGCCUCGUUUGUUCAAGAUGAGAUCUUUGUCCUGUGUUAUGGUGAUCCAAGUAGUAUUUCAGUUCAUGUCAGAUUCAGCUGAAUGUUUCACACAAAGCAGCUGAUAAAAAUUCUGGGAGUUUAGUAGUACUAAAAGAAUAGAUAACAUGGUUAAAAUAUUGAACUCUGAAGAUUCAGACUAAUGGCCAUCCACAACCAUGGAAGUUCUCAGAGUGAUCUUACAUCCAUUCUCUAAACCCAGAAUUCACGAAGGGAAUUUUGUGCAUAGUCUUCCAGAAAAGGUAAGGCAUAAAUUUUACAAAUCAACAACUGAACAAGAAUUUGUAUCCAUUCAGUCAAGUCAUCAAUCUAAAUAAUGUUCAUGUAUUUUAAAGCUUAAAUUUCUCAUGCUGAUAAUUCUCUGUUAAAGUUGGAAAUGUAUGGCGAUUUCUUUUUGUCUUAAAAAAUGUAAAUAAAUAAAAAUCUUUUGCCAAAAA
This is a messenger RNA of Ahaetulla prasina, 6600 nucleotides long. It is a transcript of the gene REL, whose product is annotated as REL proto-oncogene, NF-kB subunit. Gene Ontology annotation, molecular function: DNA-binding transcription factor activity, RNA polymerase II-specific; RNA polymerase II cis-regulatory region sequence-specific DNA binding. Gene Ontology annotation, biological process: canonical NF-kappaB signal transduction; inflammatory response; innate immune response. NCBI's taxonomy places the organism in Eukaryota, Metazoa, Chordata, Lepidosauria, Squamata, Colubridae. Gene Ontology annotation, cellular component: cytoplasm. The record is from RefSeq and is a predicted model, not a curated record. The transcript is spliced from 10 exons. The coding region runs from base 252 to 2048 and encodes 598 amino acids.